CACGACAUCUGAAAAAUUUAAGAAUAGACAAUUUGCGGAACGCCAGCUUUAUGACUUGCACUGCCAAAUCAAGGAAUGAUAGCCGAAAACUACUACUCCACGUCCUGUCAACCAGAAGAGAAAAAUGAGGAAGUAAAAUCGGAACCUUUGCAAGAAAAUAAAAACGUGUCAUGUAGCGAAACCGAGUUUUCAACGUCGAUUCAAGAACGGCCUGCCGAAGCGAGUUUUGAAGAAUGCGAACAAUUCGUAUCGAAUUUCUGGUCGAAAAUAACGAAACGAGCCGAGCCGAAAAAAGAGAAAGGCUGGUUUGAAAAAUAUAUUCUUGAAGAUGUGAAGAAAUGCUACACGCCUUCAGCGGCGACGUCGUACUAUCAAUACCACAGGAGGGUCGAAGGGGACUGCGACGACGCUUGUUUUAAUCCGGGAAAUGAUCAUCCUGGACCAGCACGGGAAAUGGGAACCGCAUUGAGUGAAUCUGACGACAAAUGUACGAGGUUAUUCUGCCCACGUUUGUUUUGCUACAACAGGCAUCCUAGGACGUUGAUGUGCUGUUUGGCAAAACUGCUGACUGCAGCGUUUCAGUUAAUUGCUAUAGGGGCAGCGUGUUACUUCCUACACAAAUGGUGGAACCUAAGAGCAGAAUACAAUGCAAUUAUCAAGGAGGUGAGAGAAGCGCAGAAUGAAAGAAUCUUGCUGGAAAACGAAUUGAUGAGUGUACAAAAUAAUCCGCGUGGUGAAAACACCUUGUACGAUGAAAUAGGCGACACCAAAAGACAAAUCAUGCUCGGCGAAAUCGAACGCAUUUCACAGUAUCUUAUAGAGGCAAAGAAUGAGAUUAUUUCACUAAUGGAAGACAGGGACCGUCUGAAGAUGGAGCUUCGCCAGGCAAUCGAAGAGAAAAACAACGCGAAACAAACAUUUAACAAUGCUGUCAAUUGUAUCGUGCAUGAUGAAACACAAGUAGAGAACGACGAGAUAGAAUGUGCCUGUCCCAUGCUCGCUCAGCAAACUCAAUCUUCAUCUCCAAGAAAGGCUAACAGGUCGACGUCGAUUUAACAAUUGUCAACGUAAACGUUCACGCAUUUUACAAAAAAUUUACUUCUUUAUCUCACAACAAACAUAUUAAAAUCGUCAAAAAGAUUA
This is a messenger RNA of Cimex lectularius (bed bug), 1143 nucleotides long. RefSeq lists its product as uncharacterized. The coding region runs from base 76 to 1056 and encodes 326 amino acids. The transcript is spliced from 3 exons. Lineage: Eukaryota; Metazoa; Arthropoda; Insecta; Hemiptera; Cimicidae. The record is from RefSeq and is a predicted model, not a curated record.